GUUUAAUCGUGACGUGCACAGUUUACAUAGCAACAGUAAACUUCCCUCAACUCCAGCUCAGCUCGGACUCGGGACGAAAGAUGAAGACAACUGAGUGAGUAUCGUCCAGCCAUGUCUGCUGAAAUACCCGUGCAGAGGACAGACCGGAGGACACGCGUGGACUCAGAUCAGUCUCCUGGUCCUGCUGUGGUAGAGCACCAAGAGGACAGACCCAUGUACCUCCACUGUCUCCUGAGCCCUGAUGGUGUUAUCUCCAUCGGACAACACCAGGAUGCCGAGGCCGUAAACACUGUAACUCAGUCCACGCAACACGUUCUGGAUCAUCCACAUGAGGUGGUCCAGCAGCAAAUAGAGCAGAUCCACCAAGUUCUACAGGAGCAGAGCAGACUGUUAACUCUACUGGGACGAGGUCUGACGUUUCCUGCCUGUGUGCCCACAUGGUGGAUUGGCAUGACACCUGUGCUGACUCAUAAGCAACCAGUUUUCCCAGAGUCAUCUCCUCCGCCAGAUCGAAGGAUGCCGGAAAAACAGCCUGUCCUCACAUGCCCCGGCCAGGAUUCACUCACAACAGAGCAGAGACACUUCUCUACCAUCACAGAGACUGAUCAGACUGUACACAGAGAUGGAGACCAGGACCCAGACAGCCCCGCUAACCCUGAAGACAGAUCUGCCGUGGUGACAAACCAGCCCCUCGGGGAGUGUGUAGAGGAGCAGCUGGAAGCACAUGAACUCUCUGAGCCAAAAGAGCUGCAGAACCUUAGUGGGACGAUGACCAAGAGAUGUUACUUCUUGCUGGAGGGCGAGCUUGUUUCCAAGAUAGACAGCAAUGAUUUAAAGAUAACUGAACAGCAGGAGGUCCAGGGGAGGGCUUCCCUCAGCCAGCAACAACCCAGCAGGAAAUUAACCUCUGGUAUCCAGAGGAGCUCCUCUGCCCCAUCUAUGGUCUUUAAAGACGAAGGAACGCAGCUGGAAACCUUCCAGCUUCUGACCUUUCAGUCUGAACAUGGUCGAGAAAACUUUUGCUCUGCUUCAUGUAAUCCUCAGACACCCCAGUACAGCCAGAGAAACACCCAAACAGAAAUUCAGGCCGUGGGCCGCAGCCAAGAACAACCUCAACCUCACUUGCCCCAACCUGACACUGCGCCUUUCCAAAUAACACCAAUCGCCGAUCUUUCGAUAACAGAAGGAGAAGAGAACGUUUGCCAGUUACACGAACGAAACAAGUCCAAAGUGAAAUCCCACCUGGACAAAGACGAGAGCAGCGAUAACCUCCAUUCAGGAGAGAAGGAAUGCAGAAUUAAUCAAUCAUUCCUCAAGCCGACGGCCUCUGUUUGCAUGUCUUUCAGAGAGAAAAGGGUGGGGCACCAAGAAAUGGAAAACAAGACUGAAACCACUGGAAAGAUCGCUUACAGGGACGAGGUGAAAGGUCAGUUUGAAUUCACGGCACCUCAAAAAAAAAUGGUCGCGGGCUCAUCUGGUACCACAACAGUGCAUCAACGGAAACAGUCCCAGCAGCAGAACAGCACACAUGUCUGGAUGCCCAAAUAUCCCAGUGCUGCGCAUGAAUCAAGCUCAGUGCAACAUUUCAACAUUUCCCCCCCUUUGAGGGACAACCGAACUUCCCCUUGGGCCCAGCCAAAUCAGGAAGUUAUUGUUAGUAUUAAGACCGUCAACGACCACAUGAAGAGACUCUCAAGCUUUAACAUGGAAACUCGAUCCACAGGCAGCGAUGAAACAAAAACACAUUUUCAUCUCUGCCAGUGCAGAAAGUCAAGACCAGGAAGCAGCGCAGCCUCAGUGUGGGUCGAAGGUCAAAGACAAGCUACGACAACAACAGCAGCAUUUUGUCUUUGUGCGCCAAACAACACAAGUCAAGCCUCGACACCUCCGAAACGCAGUGCGAUUCCCACGCAUUCCACCACGAGAAGCACUACUAGUAGUGGUAGUAGUAGCGAGGAUGGUGAUAACCCACCCACCCGGUGUCACCAGUUUCCCAAGCUCCCGUCCCCUCCUCCCUGCUGCAGCCUCCAGGAUUUCCAUUCAGAAUCAAAACCAGAGGAAAAUUAUGCCACAAAGAUCCAACAACUAAAAGAAGACCAGCGUCUUGGAUCUGGACUAAGAUCUCAGGAAGAGUCCAACAGAGAUGAUGUUUCUUCGGCAGAACCACAGUUAUUUCUCAAGACUUCAGGCGCAGAAAGCAGAACCAAACAUCUGAGAAACCACAGCGAAGAAACAAGAAACCAAGAACACCUGACAUCCUCAGACUGUAGAUGGUUGGCUGACAGAGGGGGUCAGAAAAUGUUGCAGGUGAACUCACUUAAACCUCAAUCGGAUGUCACAAAAAUGGCACCAACAUCUUGGGGAUUUCACAGAGAACAAGUGGAUCAGAAACGAUGCAGAGAUAGCAUCCUCUCUGACAGAGACGAGCGUCAGACCAUGAGAGGUCAGCACAGUCUGCACAAAGUGGGAUCAGGAGACGUCCAGGUACUCAGGCAGCAGGUGGAGGCCCUUCAGCAGCAGUUUAAGCAGAGAGAGAGUGAUUGGUCCGUAGUUCGAUGCCAGCUGGACGAGCUGAUGAGAGAAAACUCCGAGCUGAGGAAGAAGCUCACAAUUACUCCACAGUGCUGCCCGGUGGUCGGCAGGUGUACUGCACAGACACACACUGUGAACCAGGAGGGACAGACACAGGUGGAGCCACGUCUCUCUCACGGUUGCACCCUGGUGGAUAACGGGACGAGGACAGGAAUGUCCAAAACUGUCACGCUCUUCAACGGAGACAUCAAACACGUCUUGGAAGACGGGAAAGUGGUGUAUUACUACGCCGGUUCACAGAUAACACAAACCACCUACCCGAGUGGUCUGGUGGUCCUUCACUUCCCCAACAAGCAGAUUGAGAAGAGACACCCAGGGGGGAAGAGAGAGAUCUUAUUUCCAGACCAGACCAUCAAGUAUUUGGAGCCCGACGGCAGCGAGAGGACGAUCUUCCCCGAUGGCACCAUCGUUCACCUCUCACCGUCAGGUAAGAAGAUAGUCGACUUCCCCAACGGUCAGAGAGAGAUCCACACUUCCCAGUAUAAGAGGAGAGAGGAUCCCGAUGGGACGGUUAAGACCAUCUACUCCAACGGACGUCAGGAAACUAAGUACGCAUCAGGCAGAGUACGCGUCAAGGAAAAGAACAGAGUCACCAUGUGAUACGUUAAAGGAAUGUGUCUGUAAAUGUGACGUAGUGCAGGGAGGAGAUAUGUUUCCAUUAUGUUUCAACCAGUACGUCACUGAUCAGAGAUUAGAGAAGUUCUCACAUCGUAGAUCAAAGUUUGUAUUUUACCUUCAUGUAGCAAUUAGCUAUUUAUUAACUAUUUGAAUAAAUAAAUAUUAAAUUUCAA
This is a messenger RNA of Larimichthys crocea (large yellow croaker), 3383 nucleotides long. RefSeq lists its product as uncharacterized. The record is from RefSeq and is a predicted model, not a curated record. NCBI's taxonomy places the organism in Eukaryota, Metazoa, Chordata, Actinopteri, Sciaenidae. Bases 112 to 3192 code for a protein of 1026 amino acids. Gene Ontology annotation, cellular component: centrosome; centriole. Gene Ontology annotation, molecular function: tubulin binding. Gene Ontology annotation, biological process: cilium assembly; centriole elongation. The transcript has 16 exons.